Molecule: messenger RNA, 2680 nt
Organism: Ixodes scapularis (black-legged tick)
Lineage: Eukaryota; Metazoa; Arthropoda; Arachnida; Ixodida; Ixodidae
Product: ankyrin repeat and SAM domain-containing protein 3
Exons: 8
Coding region: 253-1284 (343 amino acids)
Molecular function (GO): protein binding
Source: RefSeq, a predicted model, not a curated record
AAUACGUUUUACACAAUUUGUCUACCCAUCAACAAGCUAGAUGGAUGGAGAUACGGCAUUCACGGCAAUUGCGCGGUCGCGGGCUUGUUCUUUGAAACUUGACCAACUUCACUUCUUGACCAGCACGUUUUAAAAGUUGCGAUAGCUGUGUUUAUCAACGGUGAACGCCGUCGUGUCUGGUGCAAAGCGAGUGACUGCAUCGUUGUUUAUUGCACCCGCGUUUAAUCGCAGUUCCCGUUCGUAUUCGCGAAAAUGGCUUGCGCCGCGGACCUGGAGACGCUCACUACGCCCGUUCGCGAGGAACCGUACGACUUGGAGUUGGAGAAGGCGAUCCUGGCUGACAUUCACACGGCCGCGAGCCUUGGCUACGUGUCGCGAAUCCGGGAUUUGCUGAGAAGGACAUCUCCAGGCGACGAAGUGAACGUUCAGAACAGGGGAGGGUGGACGCCACUCAUCUACGCUGCGUCUGCGGGCCAGAAGGGGGCCUUGGAGGUAUUGCUGAAGCACGGUGCCGCGGUCAACGUCCAGAACUGCCAGGGGAGAACGGCGGCCAUUGUUGCAGCCAUGUACGGCCAUGACUCCUGCCUGGCGCUCUUGAAGAAGUAUGGGGCAGACUUGGAGAUGAGGGACUCGCAGGACCGCACCGCGCUCUUCCACGCCUGUGUGUUUGGACAGGCAACCAUUGUUCAGCUGCUGGUGGAUGCUGGAGUGAACAUUCACUGCGUGGAGCACUUUGGGGGCUACUCUCCUCUUGCCAUUGCUGCUGCGGAGCAUCACGAAAGCAUUGUCAACAUCUUGCUGAGUGUGAAUUCUGCAGGUCAUUGUUUCCAGGGCUCAAGGCUUCUGCAGGCAGCAAAUCUCGAGAGCAACAUGUCACGGUCCCCCGUUCGGGAUGACGCCAAGAGAUUGCCUACGGCCCGAGGCAAAACAGUCCAACCACCGUCGGUGCAGAGUCUCUUGCACCGGUAUGUCAACUUGACCUUGGGCUCAGGGGAGCCACAGGCAUUGCAGAAAAGUUCAUACAGCUGCAUCAACAUUCCUCCGCGAGAGGAGGUGUCCUCGUUGGGUGACCUCCUGGACCACCUGGGGCUGUCCAAGUACCACCCAGUGUUCCAGGAACAGGGCAUUGACCUAAGAACCUUCCUCACCUUCGGGGAUUCGGAGCUUACGGAAGCUGGCAUCAAGUUGGUUGGACCAAGAAGAAAGAUGUCUGUCGCCAUUGCAAGGUGGAACGAAAGGGACCAGUGUUGCCCUUCUGCAAAAGCAUCCCCAAGACCAUCGUAGAUUCGCUUGCUUAUAUUACGGAAAAACCUUUGAUAAGUUUUAGAGAAUUAUUGACUAGCGAAUAUGUCAGGUCAUUCUGGGCAGUGUGUUUAAUAUUUUCAUAAAUUUUAGUCCACUUUUUGUCAUGAUUAUAACCUAAGCUUUUAUUAACUGCCUCAUUUUUAUCCACUGGGAUUUGUUUUGAAUUUUGAAUUUCCCAUUUUAUUUUAGGUAUAUGUCCACUUUAUUGCCGAAAUGUAAAAACAAUUUGAGGUAGUUUGUUCAGCUUUUGGUGCCAUAUAUUUUUUCACUGCAUUUGAGUUCUGGCAUUUAGAUUUAUGCAGGUUUUCAAGUCAUUAAUUGAGGAAGUCUCCUUUUGUUGUAUACAAAUUUUCAAAACUCAAUUUUAAUUUAACCUUCCCUCUGGUAUUGGUUUUUCUGUUUGUGCUUUUUUUUUAUUUCACUGACUUUGGUUAUGCUUGUAACUAUGCUGUUGCGUGUUAUAUUCGUAGUGGGCUGGUAUCAGAAAGCCAAACCAAUUUCUGGUGCAAUAGGAUAUGGCAUGCUAUUUUUCUAGUAGAAAAGGUUUUGUUUAUUCAGUCAGCAGUAGUAGUCACAUUUGCUUAGUUCUUACAGAACAGAGCGAUUUAAAAAAAGUAACCUUCGUAAUAUUUCUUAUUGCAUUCACAUCAUCAGAGUACUUCAACAUAAAACAUUUUGCUCUGGUAAAUGUUUUAUGGCAAGAAAUCUUAAUGAAAUGUCUUUACACUUUUAGUGUUUACCGUUGUUUUACACAGUGAAAGAUGGUGCUCUUUUUAUGUAACUUUUUUCUGAGGAAAGGAAGCCUCCCAUGUUGGUGGCCAAAAAGCAUUAGCUACCCAGUCAUUAAGAGACACUGAAUGCCAAAAAAAAAAAAAAGCAUUUUUUUGAAGUGCCUAGAUAUAACAUCUAUGUGUUGAAAUGAGCUUUCCCUGGAAAAAAUGUAAUUGAGCGAUAUUUACACUGUGAGACACAUUUUGAUUUAGGAGCGAUUCCAUAACUGCUAUUCCAAGGUUUAUGUCUUAAAAUUAAAGUUUGUUUUGGAAUCGCGUUUAUUUCAAAAUGCUUCUUGCAACUGUCUUCAAAUGUAUAUUAUUCUGCAUUUUUCCAGUGAAAGUAUGCUGCACAAUAGUCAUUUUUUGUGCAUAGUCAGAGUAAUUUUUGCAUUGCACUUUUUUGUGCCAGUCAAAAUACUUCACAUGCUUUCGUACUUGAAUACAGCUCUCACGCCUAGUCAAGUUAUGUGUAAACAGCUUCUCUACCUUUCACAUUUUUUCACUGAGAAAAUAUUGGCUUUGCUUCAUUGCACGCUUCAACAAGAAUGUCUUUAAGGGCCUCAACGAAGGACAAUGAAAUAAAAGUUGCAUUUAACAAUUAA